AUGUCCGAUGCCUCUUUCCUGGACGACUCCAUUUCGCCGAUAAAGAAGCACCAACACUCUCAACAACGCUUGCAAACUCCCAAAAAGUCGUCUCCUCCACUUCUGGAUCUCACCAACAGCCCGGACCUCUUCAAUGUCAGCCACGCGUCCGCCACAUCAAGCACAACAAGCAUUGUGAAUGCCCUCGACCGCAGCACCGAUAUAUUCGCGAGCCCAAGGGCAGGGCGGCUCAAUGCCUCACCUCAAGCCAAGGUGAGGAGGAUGACGAUUCCGGCGAGUCCGAUAUUAUUCGAAACAAUGGAUGUGCGAACGAACUCGCCAGGUAGUAUUGUCAUUUCACCGCUAGCUUCACAGUUACGCACUCCUGAGGCGCGGACCCCGGCAACACGGAUUCCAGACACGAUCUCCCCGCGGUAUUCGAGGGCCAGGAGAAGAAUUGCUGCGGGCUCGACGCUCACGCCAGAACCUGAGGCGAAAACUUGCAGUCCACGCACCAGCAGUAAAAGAAAGACACCCGGAACGAUGAAGCAUUUUGGCAUCAUUCCGUUGACGAUAUCGCCGGUCAAAAAGUCGCAGCCAAAGAGAUUUCAAGCCGACUUCCCAACGACGCCGGUGGGGAAGCCUAAGUCAGAGGCAAUCCCCCGUACUAUUUCUCCUGUGAAGAAGUCGAGUCAGGUGAUGCUCUUGACACCUCCGCCUUCCAACCCGGAUGCGCCGUCUAGUUCUACGGGAUCUAGCCGGCUGCGAGAUCGGUCACCUUCGCUUGAAAUUGUAUUCGAUAGCCAAGAAUGUAAAGUGGAACCGGAACUAAGCCGGGGCCAGAAAACGUCGCAACGCUUCCGUGAGUUGCUGGACGACGCUGCAACUCCGACACCCGAGGCCCCAAAAACACGUGCGGAAAAGCUAAAGGAACGCGGUCUUCGGGACGGACAGGUCGUGCGAAAUCAACAGGACCGUGCGUUGAUGCACGGGACUGAUUGUCCAUGUUGUAGCGGGUACUACGGAGCGCUGGAUUUAAGCCCGGUCUCUCGAAAGAAGCGUAUGGACCAAAUAUCGAGGCAUCGCUACGUUGAGAAGCCGCUACCAAGUACCCCAGAACAUUAUUGGGAUCUGGAUUUCCCAUCGACUCCCGAAUUAGAGCGCCGUGGCGUCAUUAGAAUAAUGGGGCAGAAAACGAAGACGCCGGAACGAAGGCGAUUGUUCAAG
Messenger RNA from Mesorhabditis spiculigera, 1206 nucleotides. NCBI's taxonomy places the organism in Eukaryota, Metazoa, Nematoda, Chromadorea, Rhabditida, Rhabditidae. The record is from the annotation of a GenBank genome assembly.